CUAGGAUGUAAAGGGAAAAAUGCACACCAAAUCUAGGAUGUAAAGGGAAAAAUGCACACCCUUUCGUGCACAUUGGUGAAAUAAAAUACGAGAUUCUUGUCCUUCAGACAUGUUUUCUUAGUUUUGAAAAAUGGAUGAUGCACUCAUAGUCGACGAAGAUGGAAAAGUCACGAACUUGGAAUGACUUGGAAUUUGUAAAAGACUUGCGAAAUGGAUUGAGAUUUCAGGAGUGGUGAUGCUGUGAUGCAUAAUGGAUUUUUCCAUCAAAGUUCAUUUAUUGUUAUUAGGAUUUCUAGACUACUUCUACACAAAUAGUGCAGAAAAACUAAGGUUUCUUUCUUUAUAUAUAUAAUCGAUAAAACAAAGGAAGCUUCUUAUGGAGGAGGAGAGAUAUUAGGGUUUUUUAUGGAAACGAUGAACAGGAUUGAAUAAUGAAGUUGUCCUCAAAGGAAUUAACCUCGAAAAACAUGAUUCUCUUGUUUGCUUCUUACUAGAACAAAACACAAAUCCUAUCAUCAUCACCAAGAACUAACUGUCAUCAUGAUUCCAAGUUCAAAGCAAGGAUUUAAAAAAUUAUUAACUUAAUUAGGGGCACUAGCUAGUGACAAAAUAAAUUAACUUUAUGAUGGAGAAGGGAGCUUUCUACACAAUGCGACAAAUUUAGGCAUAUGCCAUAAUCCAUGCGUAUACAAAGAAAAAAAAGCUACCAAAGGAAUAUUAAUUAAUCUAACAAAUAAGGACUCAUGGAUUGGUAAAAAUGCUUUUUAUGUAAUUCACUACCUACUCUUGAGACCUUCCCAAAUUGUACUAAUUCAUAUUAUAUGAGAAUGUAGUUGCAUGUUGAUAGUAAAAAGGAAGCUUCAAGUGACAGUUUAGGGACCACUUAAUUACCUCAAUUAAAUUACUUCAUAAAGUAUAGUAAUAUUACUGUUAAGCCUUGGAGGUAAGUUUAAUUAUCUUUGCAAGAAAUUUGCAUAUAUACUUGUAUAUCAUCUAUUUUCAUGGCGCCAAUAAUGCAGGGAUACUGGUUUCUUCCCAAGUAAUUAUGAGACCCUAAUUAGUUACUGUUUCAUGUAGGUUUCUUAAAUGUAUAUAACCCUUUGUUUCCGUAUAAGACAAUGGAGUUUAUAUUUAGGGAAUCGACAUGAGAUUUAUUAUGUUAUCUCUAGUGAACAUUAUCACCUAAAGCAAUACUAGAUUCAUUGUACACUUAACCUUUCUUAAUCCCAAUAAAAGAAAUCUAACUAGUACUAUAAUUUAAGUUUUUUUAGGCUGAACAAGAAAAAAUUAGGCAGGAUUCAACUAAUCUUGCUAGCUGAUGUGUGAAAAAACAAUGAUCACAUAAAUUUUUAACAUUAUUCAAAUCCUCAAAACUACACAAAGUCAUCUAAUCCGCCGCUUAAUCUCACCACUCUGCCUAAUUAUCCACUAAUUUUAUUUCAAAACCAACUAAUUAAUUUCUUCUUCUUCCUCUUCCUUCAAACCCUAAACCCUUGAGAUAUAUAUAACCAUCCAUACAUACUAAAAAUGACACAUCUCAAAAACAUCAUGUCCAAAUCUAGUUGCUUCUUCUGCAUAAUGAAGGAGCAAGACUCACCAAUCAGGAAAAGCAAAAUCCAAGAUUACCUAAAAGGGAUACCUUUUCUUGACAAUGAGCAACUCAUCUUGGUGGUGAGUGAGCUAUGGAGCCUCGCCAUGACCCGGCCCGACGACGAGGAGCUUCUCUCUCUAGGCCUCUUCCAAAGCAUGACAAUCUUGAUGAACAAAGCCAUCCAUGACAGAUCUUGGCUGCUCAAGCACCAAAACAUCUACAUCCCUUACUAUGCAGCUCACAUAGUGGGCUCCUACACCAUGAAAAGGGCUUAUUCGGCCGCGAGGGCUGUUGAUUCGGGCGUGGUGCAGCCGCUGCUGGGGCUCCUGAGAGGGGAGAUGAGCUGGGUGGAGCAGAGGGUGGCUGUUAGGGCACUAGGCCACCUUGCAAGCUAUGAGAAGACGUUCGAGGCUGUGGCAGUUUAUGAAGAGGAAGUUGUGGAGUUAGCCAUGAAUUUGGCUGUUUCUUGUUUGGAAAAGGUUUAUAAAGAGUUUGUGGGAGUGAAGGAUGGGAGGGGGAGGGUUAGGUAUCACUGCAACUUGCUCACUCGAGGCGAGGGAGGGGUGGAGAUGGAGGGGAGGAAGGCGGAGGAGUGGGCCAGCCAGCUUCAGUGUUGGAGCAUUCAUCUAUUGAAUUGCUUUGCUGUGAAGGAGAGGUGUUUGCAUCUCAUUUGCAAGAGGGAGUUUCUUGAGAAGCUUUGUGGAGUGUGGGGUGGACUGGCCAAUCAUGCGUCGCCAGGUGGCGUUGGGCUGAUCAGAAUCUUGUGCCACACUAGAGUUGGGAGGGAGAGCAUCUCAAGAUCCAAGAAUGUGAUUGAGAGUCUAUGCAAUGUUUCAAGAUCUUCAGAUGAAUGGCAGUAUAUGGGGAUUGAUUGCCUUCUCUUGCUUCUCAAGGAUGUCGAUUCGAGGCACAGUGUCAUUGAAUCUGCAGCAUUGUGCCUUGUGGAUUUGGUUGAGUUGAGGAUUCUUGGCAAUAGAAGGAGUUUGGGAGAUUCCAUCACAAGAACACUUUUGCAUGAGUACAAAAAACCCAAAAUCAAGAAUGGAGAUAUCAAUGUUCAAAGAUCACUAGAAAUGAUAUGGCUAUUAAAGGUUGAAAGGAAAAGGAGAGAGAAGUUGAUGUCAAGAGAGAGAAUUGAAGAGAGAAGGGUAAUGGUGAAGCUAAUCAAGCAACAAGGGAAUCACCAUUUCUUGGUGGGAAAUGUGGGAGAAGCCAUCUCUAAAUAUAGUGAGGCUCUUGAGAUAUGUCCUUUGAAGCAUAGGAAUGAGAGGAUGAUUGUGUAUAGCAAAAGGGCAAAUUGCCAUCUCUUUCUGAGGGACGGGGAUGCAGCCAUUAGUGAUGCAACGUGCGCGCUUUGCCUCUCGUCUCCUCCAAACUCCCACGGCAUAAGCCUCUGGAUUAGGGCACAGGCUUAUGACAUGAAAGGGAUGGCUAAGGAGAGCUUGAUGGAUUGCAUCGUCUUCAUGAACGUAUGCAUAAGUUCGGGGGGAGGUUCCGGGGGUAGGGUUUUGUAUUACGUUGUUCGUAUGAUCUACAAGCAGAUGGAGAAGACAUGGCUUUUUAGGGAAGCAAGGAUUAAGGUUAAGGAAGAGGUUGGAAUUCAAGAAAAGAAAUGCAAGAAUUAUGGAUCAGGCCUAUCGACGAUUAUGGAAGAGCCUUAUGUUGUGAGAGAUGGGAUUGGAAUAAAGAAGAUUGAGAGAGUGAUUAGUGGAAUAUCUAAUAAAACUGUUUAAGUAGGCUUUUUGCAUAAUUAGAUAGCCAAUGUGGUAUGUAACUAGCUUCUUUUUAUUAAAGAUUUUGCCCACU
Salvia splendens (bonfire salvia) is the source of this 3397-nucleotide messenger RNA. RefSeq names its product ARM-repeat/Tetratricopeptide repeat (TPR)-like protein. NCBI's taxonomy places the organism in Eukaryota, Viridiplantae, Streptophyta, Magnoliopsida, Lamiales, Lamiaceae. The transcript is spliced from 2 exons. Bases 1528 to 3324 code for a protein of 598 amino acids. Gene Ontology annotation, molecular function: protein binding. The record is from RefSeq and is a predicted model, not a curated record.